AAAGUGAAGUGAAAGCCUAAAGUGAGCUAUUUGGAUAUUAAAAUGUUUCUGUAAUGAAAGUCAUUUAACCCACGAUGGUUUAUGAAACAAUACCACGUACUGUACGCAUCCUAUUGCUUGGAGAACCUGGAGUCGGAAAAACUUCGUUAAUCCUUUCAUUAGUGACGGAAGAGUUUGCAGAACAUGUCCCGCCAAAAGCUGAAGAGAUUACUAUUCCGGCAGAUGUUACUCCGGAGCAAGUACCGACAAAUAUAGUUGACAUAAACGCAUCAGAACAAUCCCUAGAACAAGUGGGAGAGGAAAUUGAGAAGGCUCAUGUAAUAUGCAUAGUUUUCUCAGUAGAUCGACAGGAGACCUUGAACAAAAUAGCCUCCUACUGGCUGCCGUUUGUGAGAGAUAACUGUCAUAGUGACUUUCGGAAACCCAUCAUACUUGUGGGGAACAAGAUUGAUUUGAUAGACUAUUCUGUAAUAGAUAACAUCUGGGAUAUAGCCGAGGAGUACCCAGAAGUGGAUAGAUGUAUUGAGUGUUCUGCUAAAACCCUCAUGAAUGUCUCUGAAAUGUUCUACAAUGCACAAAAAGCAGUUUUACAUCCAAUACAUCCAAUUUACUCCAUUGAGGAACAAGAGUUGACAGAAAAAUGCAAAAGAGCACUAUCAAGGAUUUUUAAAAUCUGUGAUUUGGAUGGUGAUGGAUUGAUGGAUGAUUAUGAGAUAACCAUCUUUCAAAGGAAAUGCUUUGACACUCCCCUUCAAUUGCAGGUUUUAGACGAAGUGAAAUCUGUAAUUGCGCAAAACAUUGCUGGUGGGAUUGAGAAUGAGUGCAUCACAAUGAAGGGCUUCGUAUUUCUGCAUUGCCUGUUCAUUCAACGCGGAAGGAAUGAGACUACGUGGACUGUUCUGCGAAAGUUUGGAUAUGACGAGAGUUUGGAUCUCACACACACUUAUUUAUAUGCUAAUAUAAAGAUACCUGUAGGCUGUACAACAGAAUUAUCUUACAAAGGGCAACAGUUUUUGACGCAAAUAUUUGAGAAAUACGACAGGGAUAAAGAUGGGAUGCUUAAUCCAACUGAAUUGAAGAAUGUGUUCGCUUGCUGCCCACGAAUACCUUGGCAUAACUUACGUUAUACUGUACCAACUAAUGAAAAGGGUUAUUUGACACUGCAAGGCUGGAUGUGUCGGUGGACAUUGAUGACUUUACUGGAUUUGCAGAAUACAAGUGCUUAUCUGGCUUAUUUAGGCUACAAUUUCCUUGAGAGUGAGUCACAAAAGUCGGCUAUACACAUAACGCGCGAAAAGAAGGUGGACAUUGCCAAGAAACAGUCUAGCCGCAACGUGUACCAGUGCCACGUGAUCGGACCGAGAUCGUGCGGCAAGACGUCCAUCUGCAGGAGUUUCCUCGGCAUCGCACAUAAGAAAAUAAAACCACAAACACAAGAACGGGGCGACGGUAAUGUAACAGAGAACUGCUGUAUAAACACCAUCUUAGUAUAUGGACAAGAGAAAUAUUUGGUCCUGAAAGAGAUCCCAAUAACACGUGUAUCGGAUCCCCUACAACCGCAUGAAGUGAAUUGCGAUGUCGCCUGCCUAGUCUACGACAUGUCUGCUAGCCGCUCCUUUGAAUACAUUGCCAGAAUUUACAUUAAAUAUUUUGCAGAAAGUCACAUUCCUGUACUCAUAGUGGGCACUAGGGGGGAUGCUCUGAUCGCGCGACAGGAGUACAUACUACAGCCUGAAGUGUUCUGCGCUAAGUACCAACUGCUGCCACCCCAGGUGUUCCUUAUCAAGGAGAACAAACAGGAUGUUUUCGUCAAACUCGCCACUAUGGCUGCAUUUCCUCAAUUUCAAGCUGCUUGGAUGUUGUUCAGCAAACACAGACAUUUGAAGCACUUCGCAAGUCUGGCCGGGGAGAACUCUUCGUGGUGGAAGGCAGGCAUCGGUGUGGCCGCCGCCACUAUCAUGGGGCUCGUACUUAUCAAGAUUUUCAACUUUCAGAGACGAUGAAUUGUCAGUUGCCUUCGCACCUAGUGUUGUACAUAACUUGUAUUAUGUAGUAUUAUGGUUGUACCCAUUUAAUUUUGUAGAAGCUACAAAUGUUUUUGUUGUAAUAAAGUAAUGUUAGGAGUAAAAAAAUAAUGUCCGUAUUGUCCUGAGGGAAAUUGAAUUUAGAGUGAAGUUAUAUAUUGCUAAGGUGAUUUUGUUGCCAUGUCGAAAUUCAGGUACACAUUAUUUUACUGUCAAACAGGAAAAGACAUACUUUUGUCUGAAUUAAAUGAGAACAACCUAUUAAAUCUCCUUUUAUUGAUGUAAACCA
Molecule: messenger RNA, 2313 nt
Organism: Hyposmocoma kahamanoa
Lineage: Eukaryota; Metazoa; Arthropoda; Insecta; Lepidoptera; Cosmopterigidae
Gene: Miro
Product: mitochondrial Rho GTPase
Exons: 12
Coding region: 75-2003 (642 amino acids)
Biological process (GO): mitochondrion organization; small GTPase-mediated signal transduction
Cellular component (GO): mitochondrial outer membrane
Molecular function (GO): GTPase activity; GTP binding; calcium ion binding
Source: RefSeq, a predicted model, not a curated record